ACGCAGAAUGCAAAUGCGACUAACCGGUAUCGCCUCAUAGUUUCAGACGGAGAGCAUUAUCACCAGGCGAUGCUAGGCUCCCAAUUAAACUAUCUUCUUGAGCAAAACAUCCUAGAGAAGAACUCUGUUUUCACGCUCGUGCAGUGCGUGAACCACGCCAUAAUGAAUAAGCGGCUGUUGAUAGUUUUGGAAAUCAAUGAAACUGACGUUCACCACUUUGGCGAACGCAUUGGAUCCCCGACUCCACUGGACCAAAAACCAGUGGUGAACGUCCUUGCUGCCCCCAAUGCCCACUCCCGGUUCCAGCACCGUUGAAACCUGUACUUCUCGCAAUCUUCCCUUCGACAGCCCUCGUCCGUUCGAAGUUAAUUGGGGAUAAAUUAUGCCGGUGUGGUGUUGUUGUUGUUCUGCUAUACGCACCGUCGCACCCGCAUCUACGCGAGAAUAGACAACGAAGUACUAUUGUAUGUAGUGAUGCGCUGUCGUUCUUGACAUUUCAUUAUAAUCCCCGAUUGUUACGCAAUGCGCUAUUAAUGCGAGAGGAUGCGCCCAGAAGAGACCAACCCUAUAUACGCACGUACGUACACCCUUAUCGCUAGCUUGGCAAAGCCUAUAUGUAAAUAUUUGAUCUGAUUUUGCG
Messenger RNA from Cantharellus anzutake, 640 nucleotides. RefSeq lists its product as uncharacterized. Bases 70 to 315 code for a protein of 81 amino acids. The record is from RefSeq and is a predicted model, not a curated record. The transcript is spliced from 3 exons. NCBI's taxonomy places the organism in Eukaryota, Fungi, Basidiomycota, Agaricomycetes, Cantharellales, Hydnaceae.